Molecule: messenger RNA, 450 nt
Organism: Acaulospora morrowiae
Lineage: Eukaryota; Fungi; Glomeromycota; Glomeromycetes; Diversisporales; Acaulosporaceae
Source: the annotation of a GenBank genome assembly
AUGGCCAUUGCCCAGGAACAUCCUGCAUCCAGUUGGGUCGAAAGUCGCGAAGGUCAAAUUCCGGAGGGUGCGUGGUAUGUCGGUGAAAACGCUGUUGGUCGUGGAUGGUACGAUGAGGGUUUGCAUGUGGGCUACGUCGUGCCUGGGAGGGGAUUGAUGAUUGGUUAUGGUGGUAACGAAGUUAAUUUGAGACAAUACGAAGUUCUUAGAGGUGAUCCGGCUCAAUAUCGUUGGAUUGGAUGUCAAGGUCCGUGCAAUCCACGGCAUUUCGUUCCGUUAUAUGGUGGCCACGAAGCUGAUGGUCGCGAGUUAUACAUUGCCAAGGGAUGGCACAACGACCGUGAGGUCACUGGAAAAGCCGGUCCUCACUUGGAAGAAGGAAUGUCCUUUGGAAUUGACGGUCAAGAGAAUUCUCUACGAGAUUAUCAAGUAUUGGCACUAUUGGGCUGA